Molecule: messenger RNA, 709 nt
Organism: Ruditapes philippinarum (Manila clam)
Lineage: Eukaryota; Metazoa; Mollusca; Bivalvia; Venerida; Veneridae
Exons: 2
Coding region: 70-675 (201 amino acids)
Source: RefSeq, a predicted model, not a curated record
UUUUUUCAGAUGGCAACAUUCAACAAUGAAAAUAUUUUAUCUUCUUAGUAUUAUACAGUUGAUUAAGCAAUGGCUUCAUACAGCCCUAAGCUGUUAGAAAAGAAAUACAAUAACUGGGUUAAAGCCCAGUUGGCUGUCCUGUUUACUAAAGAAGGUAUUGAACCUUUUGUUUGCAAUGAAAUUCAACAAUUUCAACAGAAAUGCUUAGAUGAUAUAUGUUACAGCAAUGGACUUUUAAGUGGGACUUUUUGUUCAAAUUGCUGUACGGAAAAUGUUAUUAAAUGUCCAACAAAUAGAAUAUGUAAUGUUGGACGUGGAAGAUGCAGUUAUCAUCGAAAUGCUGCAACAAGGUAUAAUCCUGCCGGCUGCCCUAACAAGAUAUGUCAUAAUUUUACAACAGAGAUACAGAAUGUACAUAGGUACUAUGGUCCAUCAUACAAAAACACUGAUGCUACACAGUGGUGCAGUAAUUCCUGGGAGAUAGCUAAAUGUUUCAUGCCCCCUGAUGGAUAUAAAGAUGUAGCUUGUGCACAAGAAACAGACUUCAAUGGAAUCAUUAGUGUUAUCAUUAAUUACAAAGACUUUCAGUUGAAAGUACACGAAAAGCUAGGCAACAAGAAAAACAUUUUUGAACAGGCAAGAGACAUUGGUAGGACUGUAAGACAUCAGAAUUAGAGGUAGAGGACAAAGACCUUCAGCAAUACUUCAA